AUGCGCGGAGUCGAAGCCCUUGCGUUCCUCGCCACUGUCGGCGCUGCCUACGGCCAGAGCACGGUCGGAUUCGGCCCCUACUUCUCCCUGGGCCCGACCCAGUCGUGGAUCCGCGAGGCCAACACGACGCUGGUGCUGCCGGAAGCUCCCAGCCCCCAGAAGGACCGUCUGGCCCUCUGGCCCGGCAUGGGCACCAGUGGCGGUGACCUGAUCCAGGCUCUGGCCGUCUCCUUCUCCGACCCCAAUGCCAACUGCGGCGCGAGUGCCGGGCAAUGGUGUACCUGGGCCAGCACGCUCGAGGGCACCCAGUUGGGCGGCAAGGAAGUCCCGGCCUCGGCGGGCGACAGGAUCACCAUGCACUACAAGUACAACGACAGCACCAGCAAGUACGACCAGACGGUCUCGAUCAACGGCGAGGUGGUGUCCACUCUGUCGACCAGCUCCGGCCAGGCCCAGGGCUGGGGUACGGCGGUCGAAUGCCAGGACGAUGCAUGCCAGAGCACCACUGCCGCUCACGAGUACCUGGACACCACCAUCAUCCUCAACGCGGCGGACACCUCGUUCGGCGACACGCUGUCCAUCAACGAGGCCACCUCGUCCGGCCUGAAGACCACGGAUGAUGGUACGACCUGGGAGGUGUCGACCAUCAAGAUCGAGUCCCACACCUACGAUCUAUGA
Messenger RNA from Aspergillus heteromorphus CBS 117.55, 678 nucleotides. RefSeq lists its product as uncharacterized. Bases 1 to 678 code for a protein of 225 amino acids. The record is from RefSeq and is a predicted model, not a curated record. The transcript has 5 exons. Lineage: Eukaryota; Fungi; Ascomycota; Eurotiomycetes; Eurotiales; Aspergillaceae.